AUGGCGCCCUUUCUCUCGCUCAUUUCACUCUACCUUGCGUCUGCAGCUGCAGCAUCACACCUCGAACCUCACCAUCGAGCACCUCCAGCGCAGUGUAGCAAGGGCCGUACCGCCAAAAAUAGUCAAUGUUGUGUGUGGUACGACGUGCUCGAUGACAUCCAGACAAAUCUUUUCGAGGGUGGUAAAUGCGACGAUGAGGCUCACGAUGCGCUCCGUCUCUCUUUCCACGAUGCCAUUGGUUAUUCACCCUUGCUGAGAUCGCAAGGAAAAUUUCCUGGAGGCGGAGCUGAUGGCUCUAUCAUCAUGUUUGCUGAUAAGGAGCUGCUUUAUGGCGCGAACGACGCUCUCGACGAAAUUGUCGACGCUGAACGUAAGCUUGCAGACAGAUACCACGUUUCUUAUGGCGAUAUCAUCCAGUUUAUCGCUGUUGUCUCCGUCCGAAAUUGUCCUGGCGGUCCCCUUAUUCCGUUUUUUGCGGGUCGUCCCAAUGCUACGAAAUGGGCACCAGACGGGUUAGUUCCGGAAGCGUUUGAUUCGGUAACCAAGAUUCUGAACCGUGUCCACGAUGCAGGUCUGACUGCUGAUGACCUCGUGGACCUACUCGCGAGCCAUAGCAUUGGAAAGCAAGAGACUAUUGACCCAAGCAUUCCCGGUACCCCAUUUGACACAACGCCUUCAAUUCUCGACACCAACUUUUUCCUCGACACUCUCCUUCGCGGCAUGGUCUGGCCCGGCAAAGGCUUCCACAAAGGCCAAGUACCCUCUCCAUUCGGGGGAGAAUUUCGCCUCCAAUCAGACUUUGCAAUCGCACGCGACCAACGCACUUCGUGCAGAUGGCAAGGUUACAUUAACCAACAGGCCGACAUGUCGACUAACUUUGGAAAAGCGAUGGCGAAGAUGGCACUCCUCGGGCAAAACCCUGCUCGCCUCACUGACUGCUCCGACGUCAUCCCCCCGCCAACCGGAAGCGCACCGCAAACCGCCAAGCUUCCUCGGGGCAAGACCGUUUUGGAUUUGGAGCUCACCUGCCACAACGGUCAAUUUGGCCUUCCUACCCUGGCAAAUAUAGGCGACCUUCGGAAACUCACCGGAUACAUCUCUAAGCUACUUCACCUUUAA
This is a messenger RNA of Mycena indigotica, 1119 nucleotides long. Its product is annotated as Peroxidase. Bases 1 to 1119 code for a protein of 372 amino acids. The record is from RefSeq and is a predicted model, not a curated record. Gene Ontology annotation, biological process: response to reactive oxygen species; cellular response to oxidative stress; hydrogen peroxide catabolic process. Lineage: Eukaryota; Fungi; Basidiomycota; Agaricomycetes; Agaricales; Mycenaceae. Gene Ontology annotation, molecular function: heme binding; peroxidase activity. The transcript has 11 exons.